This is a messenger RNA of Heteronotia binoei (common prickly gecko), 728 nucleotides long. RefSeq names its product adrenomedullin 2 (gene ADM2). Bases 46 to 528 code for a protein of 160 amino acids. The transcript is spliced from 2 exons. Gene Ontology annotation, cellular component: extracellular region. Lineage: Eukaryota; Metazoa; Chordata; Lepidosauria; Squamata; Gekkonidae. Gene Ontology annotation, biological process: adenylate cyclase-activating G protein-coupled receptor signaling pathway; regulation of systemic arterial blood pressure; positive regulation of heart rate. The record is from RefSeq and is a predicted model, not a curated record. Gene Ontology annotation, molecular function: hormone activity.
UGGCAGCGAGCACUGGAGGGGGUCUCGUUCUCCUGCGGCCUGGCCAUGGGGCGCCUCCUACUGCUGCUCCUGGUGCUGCGCGGCCUGCCCGCCGCUCCGUCGAGGGGGCUCCGCCUGCCGCUGCCACCGCCGCCCGCCUGCCGCUGGCCCAGGAUUCCUUCAGACAAAGCCCAGCACCCAGCCUGGCUGAUGACGGAGAUGCCUUUCCGCAAUGCUCUCAAGUCUUGGCUGACUGGCAAGCAACCUCUGCUGAUCCUAGCCAGCUCGUUAGAAGACCCUCCUGCCUUCCUUCAGCAUCUCACCAGCAGCAACUCUGGCCUCGCUGCAUGGGCAGAAUUGCAUUGUAGAAAGCAACAUGCAGCUGCCCGCCGCCCCCACCGCCUCCGUGCUCAGCUGAUGCGCAUUGGCUGCGUCUUGGGGACGUGCCAAGUGCAGAAUCUCAGACAUCGGCUCUGGCAACUGAAGGGGCGGCCAAGAGGUCAGGACUCUUCCCCCGUGAACCCCAACAGCCCACACAGCUACGGCUGAAGGCAGAUGGCUGCCCAGGACUACACAGCAUCUACAGCACGUGUCCCGCCCCCCCCCGAGACACUCUACAUAGCAUCUACUGUUUGAAGGAUACCCCCCCAAAUCCCCACUCGUCUUUGUUUGCAUUGCCUUCUGGACCGCAGGGUGGGUUUGUUCACUGGAAAGAGAAGGGAUCUGAAAUAAACGUAACUGUAUCCCUG